ACAUUCUUGGAAACACGCGUGGCUAUUCUGGAUUGUUAUCUCGUGUUAUUUUCGCAAGAUUUUGCCCUUAGAGUAGGGCUAUAAUGGCGUUUUACUUUGCUCUUUUGAAUGUCUCGAAAAAGGACAAUAAUUCGGAUCGGCAGGCUUCAUCGUCUUCCCAUAGACGGCAUCGGAGGCAUUCGAUAGCUUCCGUGGAGUCUCCACUACUGGAUUAUAGGCUUUUACCGCGACCACAACUGCUCUCCGAUGACGUAGUGAUCACCAAUGAGCUGGCUCAUCACGUGGAAGCCUCCUCCUCCUCGGCUCACAAUCUCCAGCCCCACGCCUCUCCGCAUCGGCUCUCGGAGAGAAGAAGCCGUGGAAGUGCUCGAGCGUCGAAGUGGGUUCAGGAGAAUGCUCACAACCAUCAACCACCUCCUCAGCAGCUCCCCACAUCAAGCUCUCGGAGCCAGAUCCCUGUCCCAUGCGAUCCUCCGCCACUGAGUCGGAGCAAGAGAAUGGCCUUUGGGGAGCAGCAGCAGCAGCAGGAGUCUAGUAAAAAGCCUGAGAGAAGAGCUGGAAGAAUGAAAAACUCCGAGGAAGAAAGAGCUCGAAAGGAGCCUGAUGGGAAGGAGGAUGGGAAGCGGGUGAGGAAGAAGAGCCAACGGGGUGGAGGACUGAGAGGUGGAGCUGCUGGACGGGGUUCUGGAGCUGGAGCUGGAGCCAAAGAAGGUCAGAUGGACGGAGGAGCUGGAAAAGCGGAAGAAGGAGGGCACAAGAAGGAAGAGCCGAGAAAAAAGGAGCCAACUCGAUUUCUGAAGCGUGGAGUCAAAAGCCAACUUUCCAACUCCUCCUCAGCUGAGCAAUGCGGCAAACCUCCGGAUCCCACCAUGAAAAAUAUACGUGAACUUCUGCAGCCCCCGCCGAAGCUGGCCCCGUUGACAGUGGCAACGUCUAGCUCUAGUACAAACUUGAUUUCCUCCACAAACUCCAAGUAUUCCUCGCCUCCAGUAUCAUUUUCCAAUGGGAAGAAGCAGCAGCGGAAAGACCAUCAAUUCCGCUCCCCAGCAGCGUUUCAAAUAAUGGCUGGGAGCAGUGCAACCGACGAGAGCGGUCGUUCGAGCAGUCAAAUGAGCAAUGAGAGUACCACACCAAGGAGAGAUGACAGUCCGGCUUCAUCGUGUGAUAUCAAGGAGCAAGAGGUGACAAUGAAGCUCUCCGCCGUGUCAAUGUCCUCGAGGACCAGUGAGCCAAAGCUGAAGAAAGUGACGUUCGAGAGCUCACCAUAUGUUAUAUCGAACUCUUUUUUAGGAGAUGGAGCGGGCAAAGUGCUGGUAGUCCGCCGUGGCAGCGGAACAGCAAUCCGACGGGUCGGCCCGGUUGGGGCGAGUGGAUGGAAUCAGCCGGCCAGGAAAGGGGACGAAGUGUCUGGCGACGACUGGUGGACUCCGUGUGGAAAAGACGACGAGGAGGAAGCAAUCAAUGAUAAUCAGCUAAACAAGCAUCUGGAGAAGGGCGCUGAGAAGAGAUCCAUUCUCCGCCGUGGCCUAAUCCGUCGGCGGAGCACCUCCGACAAGACUAGGCUUUUGGCUUAUCGGAAUACCGGGUUCCUGACAUCUUCCCAGGAGAGAAAGUCGGAAUCUACGCCUACAUCAAGAAUGACCGUCUCAGUGGAUCGUCCAACAAAGUAUAAAUAAAUUAUUUUCUGUUGGAUUUUGACUGGGUUCUCUGUUGUUUUCAAUAAAAAUUGGAAUCUCAA
This is a messenger RNA of Caenorhabditis elegans, 1738 nucleotides long. It is a transcript of the gene F08D12.12, whose product is annotated as RING-type domain-containing protein. The record is from RefSeq and is marked reviewed. Lineage: Eukaryota; Metazoa; Nematoda; Chromadorea; Rhabditida; Rhabditidae. The transcript is spliced from 7 exons. The coding region runs from base 84 to 1676 and encodes 530 amino acids.